Messenger RNA from Salvia miltiorrhiza (redroot sage), 887 nucleotides. RefSeq names its product serine carboxypeptidase 1-like. The transcript has 5 exons. Gene Ontology annotation, molecular function: acyltransferase activity, transferring groups other than amino-acyl groups; serine-type carboxypeptidase activity. Gene Ontology annotation, biological process: secondary metabolic process; proteolysis. The record is from RefSeq and is a predicted model, not a curated record. Bases 1 to 633 code for a protein of 210 amino acids. NCBI's taxonomy places the organism in Eukaryota, Viridiplantae, Streptophyta, Magnoliopsida, Lamiales, Lamiaceae.
AUGUUGAUGCUUUCUCUCCACCCUAGCAUUUUGCUGAGGGGUGGAAACACAGGAAUGAUGGACUAUGGUACCAUGUUUUGUAUAGAGUUCACCCAAACUAAAUUCUGGUACAUUGUCACACCUAAGUAUCUUGAUAUUCUUUCCAAACUGAGUGAAAACAGUACUAAAGAAUUGUGUGAGAAUGGUUUUUACAUCAGAUUUAAACUUCAUCAAAAACUUCAUCAGAUUUACGACGCAGCAGUUAGGAAGGCGCUUCAUGCUGACAGCGCAGAUGUAGCCGGGAGAUGGGAUCUCUGCACGGACCGGAUUUCGUUUCACCAUGAUGCCGGGAGCAUGAUCAAGUAUCACAAGAACCUCACAUCACGCGGCUAUCGAGCCCUCAUAUACAGCGGAGAUCAUUAUAUGUGUGUUCCGUUUACGGGAAGCGAAGCUUGGACGAGAUCGAUCGGAUACACGACUGUCGACGAGUGGAGGCCUUGGUAUGUGCAAGGCCAAGUUAGUGGGUACACUCAAGGCUAUGACUACAAUCUCACCUUCCUCACCAUCAAGGGGGCCGGGCACACCGUGCCGGAGUACAAGCCACUCGAGUCGUUGGAGUUCUACUCGCGCUUCCUUGCUGGCGUGAAGAUAUGAAAUCGAAUGCCACGUCUUCAAAGGGGACCAAAGGAUCAUAGCAGCUAAAUCAUUCACUAUCGCUUAUCCAAAGUUUGUCAUUCUUGAUUGAUGAUUGAAGAAGAUUUGGCUUAGCAUUAUUUAUAGUAGGAAGAACAUUGAUACAUUGUGUGAUUUCGAAUUUAUAAUAAAUGUUAGUUCAUCUACUCAAAAUCUUGUAUAGUGUAGACUCUGCAAAAAUUUACACAUUAUGAUGUUUACCCUUUUCAUGAUGA